AUGCGUGAGGUCUCUACCGAAUCGAUCAAAGACAGUCCACCGUCCUGCCCCGAGGACAAACCAGCAGUUUCAACUGACAUAGUUCCGCCCGUCGAGGUUGACAGCAAUGACGAUAAGAUCGAAAAUGGAGAUGACGAUGUUGACGAUAUCGAAGAGAUUUUUGACGACGAAGAUGAAGAAGAUGAAGGAGAAGGAGAAGAAUUAGAUUUAGAAGACGAAGAUGAAAUCGAAGAGGACCAAGAUGAAAAAGCAGUGAUCGUAACCAAAAAACCCGAAGAUAAAGUUGUAACUAAUGAGACACCUACUAAACCCAGCGUUCCGGCCACUAAAACCGAAGAGGUCAAAGCACCGGUCGUGGUGCCAAAACCGAAAGACGAAAUUAAAAAACCUGAACCUUCAAAGGCCCCGGAGGAAAUCAGUGAAAAACCGAAAAUUGAUAUCGACAACACGAAAAAAUCUGAGGCCCCAGCCAAGCUAAAGCCGGAAUUCGAGAAGGGCGAGAGGGAAGGGGCUGCAGCUGAAGCGGCGGCGCCCGAAAAGGACGCGUCCAAGGCCAAGUCGGAGUUUGAAAUCGUUGAGAGGGAGGACAGAGACGCGCUGCCGCCGAAGCCUGCAAAGACUGAGUUCGAAGUCGUCGAGAGAGGAACGGCGGUGAAACCCGUACUGCCACCGCCACCACCUCCACCGUCGUCAUCUGCGGCGGUGGUCAAAGACGACGACCCUAGCCGGCCGUCGGUGAAAGCCGGCGGCGACGACAAAGGCGCGCUGAAACCGGUUGCGCCGGAAAAGGCGGCGGCCCACGUGAAAUUUCAAGAAGACGACGAUUACGACAAGACCACCGGAAAAGGCCGCGUGCCGGCCGCGGACUUUGCCACUCUGGAAAAAGGCGAAACGGCCGUCAAACCACCGGGAGCGACGACGACCGGACAUAAUGCUGCGGUCGGAGACUUUUUGUCUGCCGAACAGGCGCACGGCGGUCAACUCCUGAAAAGUCACCACGAAUCCAUUCAAGACCAACAGCUGGAUUACAGUGAUUCCGGUGAAGAGCUAUCGGACGACGAUAUUGAAAUCGAUUACGAAGACGACGAGGACGACGAAGAAGUGGUAGAAGUGAAACCGCUGCCGCCCGUCGCUCGAAGCGUUUAUAAAAAGAACGACUGA
Molecule: messenger RNA, 1161 nt
Organism: Acyrthosiphon pisum (pea aphid)
Lineage: Eukaryota; Metazoa; Arthropoda; Insecta; Hemiptera; Aphididae
Product: FK506-binding protein 5
Exons: 3
Coding region: 1-1161 (386 amino acids)
Source: RefSeq, a predicted model, not a curated record